Protopterus annectens (West African lungfish) is the source of this 7018-nucleotide messenger RNA. RefSeq names its product myosin VA (gene MYO5A). Gene Ontology annotation, cellular component: actin cytoskeleton; cytoplasm; myosin complex. Bases 345 to 5993 code for a protein of 1882 amino acids. Gene Ontology annotation, molecular function: actin filament binding; ATP binding; microfilament motor activity. Gene Ontology annotation, biological process: actin filament organization; vesicle transport along actin filament. Lineage: Eukaryota; Metazoa; Chordata; Ceratodontiformes; Protopteridae. The transcript is spliced from 43 exons. The record is from RefSeq and is a predicted model, not a curated record.
UGGGGGGCAGGCCUGGUUAAGUUGUGAGAACACAGGAGUGUGUUAGAAAGCGAGAAGAGAAGUGGAUUCUGUGACUCACUUCAUCCCAUAUCUACCUUCCCAGAAUGCAUAGAGAAACAGCCUGGACCCCCAAAACAUCAAACUCUGCAAGGACCAUGGAGUAAACGGCUGUUAUCAGAUGCUUAGCCGGUCUAUAUCGGCAUUGUUCAUAUCAGGGAAAGGGCAGUUUGGGAAACCUUUGCGACGCAGUAGCUGGUGUUAAAAAAGCGGCUUCGGCGGGACGGAGACGCUGCUGAGUACUGCCACCUUCCACAGUUAAGAGGGGAGACUGCACCGGGAGCAGCAUGGCAGCAUCCGAGCUUUACACAAAGUAUGCCAGGGUCUGGAUCCCUGAUGCUGAGGAAGUGUGGAAAUCAGCAGAGCUCCUGAAAGACUAUAAAGCUGGAGAUGUGUGGCUGAAACUAAGACUUGAAGAUGGAACAGAUUUGGACUAUCAGCUGGAUCCCAAAACCAAGCAACUGCCCCAUCUGCGAAAUCCUGAUAUACUUGUUGGUGAAAAUGACCUCACUGCCCUCAGCUACCUCCAUGAACCUGCAGUCCUUCAUAACCUAAAAGUUCGCUUCAUAGAUUCAAAGCUUAUCUACACUUACUGUGGUAUUGUCUUAGUAGCUAUUAACCCUUACGAGCAGCUGCCUAUUUAUGGGGAGGAUAUCAUCAAUGCAUACAGUGGACAGAACAUGGGGGAUAUGGAUCCUCACAUCUUUGCUGUGGCUGAGGAAGCCUAUAAGCAGAUGGCCAGAGAUGAGAGAAACCAGUCCAUCAUUGUAAGCGGAGAAUCUGGGGCUGGGAAGACUGUGUCUGCAAAAUAUGCCAUGCGAUACUUUGCUACUGUCAGUGGUUCUGCAAGUGAAGCCAACGUAGAAGAAAAGGUUCUAGCUUCUAACCCCAUAAUGGAGUCUAUUGGAAAUGCAAAAACCACCAGAAAUGACAACAGCAGUCGUUUUGGAAAGUACAUUGAAAUUGGUUUUGACAAAAAGUAUCAUAUCAUUGGUGCCAAUAUGAGAACAUACCUCUUAGAAAAGUCCAGGGUUGUGUUUCAGGCUGAAGAAGAGAGAAAUUACCAUAUCUUCUAUCAACUCUGUGCCUCUGCAAGUUUACCAGAAUUUAAAACGCUUAAAUUAGUUACUGCAAGCAAGUUCCGUUACACAAAUUUAGGAGGCAAUCCUGUGAUAGAUGGAGUUGAUGAUGCCAAAGAAAUGCUGACCACCAGGCAAGCUUGCACAUUGCUAGGUAUUAAUGAGAGUUAUCAGAUGGGAGUGUUCCGAAUUCUUGCAGGCAUUCUACAUCUGGGAAAUGUGGAGUUUAAAGAUCGGGAUGCAGACAGUUGCAUAAUACCGCCAAAUCAUGAUCCUCUUUGCAUCUUCUGCGACCUUAUGGGUGUUUCCUAUGAAGACAUGGCUCACUGGUUGUGCCACCGGAAGCUUGCCACUGCCACGGAGACCUACAUCAAACCAAUCUCUCGACUGCAGGCCACCAAUGCAAGGGAUGCUUUGGCUAAACAUAUCUAUGCCAACCUCUUUAACUGGAUUGUGGACAAUGUCAACAGGGCACUUCAUUCUACUAUGAAGCAGCAUUCUUUCAUUGGCGUAUUAGACAUUUAUGGGUUUGAAACAUUUGAAAUCAACAGCUUUGAACAAUUUUGUAUAAAUUAUGCAAAUGAGAAGCUACAACAACAAUUUAACAUGCACGUAUUCAAGCUAGAACAGGAAGAGUACAUGAAGGAAGAGAUUCCAUGGACUUUAAUUGACUUCUAUGAUAACCAGCCAUGCAUUAAUCUGAUUGAAGCCAAACUGGGAGUGUUGGACUUGUUGGAUGAAGAGUGCAGGAUGCCAAAAGGAUCAGAUUCCACUUGGGCCCAGAAGCUAUACAACACCCACUUGAAGAAAAGUGCACUGUUUGAGAAACCUCGGCUAUCAAACAAAGCAUUUAUCAUCAAGCAUUUUGCUGACAAGGUGGAAUAUCAGUGUGAUGGAUUUCUGGAGAAGAACAAAGACACAGUAUUUGAAGAGCAGAUUGCAGUCCUUAAAGCUAGUAGGAAGUUUGAUUUGCUGAGGGAGUUAUUUCAAGAUGAUAUCCAUGCACUCAGUCCAACCUCCAGUCUACCUCCAGGACGUACCCCAUUAUCACGAGCUGGCAUAAAAUCAAUCAAAUCCAGACCGGGACAAGCAAGCAAUGAACACAAGAAAACAGUUGGCCACCAGUUCCGUAACUCCCUCCAACUUCUGAUGGAGACCCUGAAUGCUACCACCCCACAUUAUGUACGGUGCAUCAAACCGAAUGACUUUAAGUAUCCAUUCACGUUCGAUGCUAAGAGAGCUGUUCAACAACUGAGGGCCUGUGGCGUCCUAGAAACUAUCCGUAUUAGUGCUGCUGGAUUCCCUUCAAGGUGGACCUAUCAGGAGUUUUUCAGCCGGUACCGUGUUCUAAUGAAACAGAAAGAUAUCCUGAUUGAUAAAAAGGAGACUUGCAGGAAUGUGCUGGAAAAACUUAUCAAGGAUCAUGACAAAUAUCAGUUUGGGAAGACCAAAAUUUUUUUUCGUGCAGGCCAGGUAGCCUACCUUGAAAAGUUAAGGGCAGAUAAACUGAGAGCAGCUUGCAUUCGAAUCCAGAAGACUAUCCGAGGCUGGCUUAUGCGGAAGAAGUAUCUGCGGAUGCAGAAGGCAGCUAUUACCAUUCAGAGAUAUGUCCGAGGAUACCAAGCACGAUGCUAUGCUCAGUUUCUGCGCAGAACCAGGGCAGCAGUUAUUAUCCAGAAAUUCCAACGUAUGUAUGUUGUUCGCCAGCGAUACAAGCGUAUGCAGGCUGCAGCCAUUCAUAUCCAGGCUCACUGGCGAGGGUACAGUGCCAAGAAGAGGUACAAUGCGAUGCUUUGCGAGCACAAGGCCACCAUCAUUCAGAAACAUGUGCGUGGCUGGCUGUCCCGAUGCUGGUUUAGGAGGGUAAUUACAGCAAUCAUCUAUCUGCAAUGCUGUUAUCGACGUAUGAUGGCUAAGAGAGAGCUGAAGAAACUCAAGAUUGAGGCACGCUCUGUGGAGCAUUACAAGAAACUUAACAUCGGCAUGGAGAAUAAGAUCCUGCAGCUUCAGUGCAAAAUCAAUGAUCAGAACAAAGAAAAUAAGAAUCUUUUGGAGAAACUGAUAAAUUUGGAGACCACAUAUAGUGCAGAGAGAGAAAGACUGAGGAGUGAUGUUGAGCGCCUUCGCAUGACAGAAGAAGAGGGUAAGAAUGCUAUUAACCGUAUCACAAGUCUGCUGGAAGAGAUUGCUCAGCUAAGGAGAGAACUGGAGUCCACACAAACAGAAAAGAAAAGCAUUGAAGAGACUGCUGACCGAUACAAAAGGGAGACUGAACUGCUUGUGACGGAGCUUAAAGAACAGAACACGUUGCUGAAGAGUGAAAAGGAUGAGCUCAAUCAGCGCCUCCAACAACAGGCAAAGGAAAUGACAGAAUCCCUGACCAAAGAAGCAGCUGAAGAGAAGAAGCAGUUAGAAUGUGAGUUGAAUGAUGAACGGUCGAGGUACCAAAACCUGCUUACCGAAUUUAGUCGUCUGGAGGAACGCUAUGAUGACAUUAAAGAGGAAAUGACAUUGAUGGUGAAUCUUCCUAAAGCUGGGCAGAGGCGUAGAGAUUCUACUCACAGCAGUAAUGAAUCAGAAUAUACAUUUAGCUCAGAGAUAACUGAAGCAGAGGAGUCAAUGCUGCGACCUGAGGAUGCAAGUGAGAAAAAGGCCCCUCUGGACAUGUCUCUUUUCCUGAAGCUUCAGAAGAGAGUAACUGAGUUGGAACAGGAAAAGCAAAGCCUGCAAGAUGAGCUGGAUAAGAAGGAGGAGCAAGCACAGAGGAUCAAAGCUAAGGAAGAAGAUUUUAAUGUUAGGGCCAGAGGUGCUGAGUUGGAGUAUGAAUCACUCAAGCGACAAGAGCUUGAAUCAGAAAACAAGAAGCUUAAAAAUGAACUAAAUGAGCUACGCAAAUCUUUGACUGAAAAGGCUGCCCCAGAAGUAACAGCACCUGGAGCACCAGCUUAUAAAGUCCUUAUGGAGCAACUAAAUUCGGUCAGUGAAGAGCUAGAUGUGCGAAAGGAGGAGGUCCUUAUUCUGAGGUCUCAGCUUGUUAGCCAAAAAGAAGCCAUCAGAACCAAGGACGACAAGAACAUCAUGACAGAGACUGUGGUUGUUCCUGAAGAUGUGAAGAAGAUGAAGGACAGAGAAGAGAUUGCUCAGGCGUACGUUGGUCUGAAAGAAACAAACAGACCAUCUGCUCAGGAUUUCCAUACGCUGAAUGAGGACGGAGAGCUUUGGCUGGUUUAUGAAGGGUUAAAACAAGCAAACAGACUCCUGGAAUCACAGUUCCAGUCACAGAAAAAGAGCUAUGACAAUGAAGUGGAGGCUCUCCGUGGAGAGAUACAAAGUCUAAAGGAAGAGAAUAAUAGGCAACAGCAGCUGCUAGCCCAGAACCUUCAGCUUCCACCAGAAGCCCGUAUAGAGGCCAGUCUUCAGCACGAAAUCACAAGACUGACCAAUGAAAACCUGUACUUUGAGGAAUUAUAUGCUGAUGACCCCACGAAGUAUCAGUUCUACCGGAUUUCGCUUUUCAAACGGAUCAUUGACCUCAUGGAACAACUUGAGAAACAGGACAAGACUGUCCGUAAACUGAAAAAGCAGCUCAAAGUGUUUGCCAAGAAGAUUGGAGAACUGGAAGUGGGCCAGAUGGAAAACAUUUCUCCAGGGCAGAUCAUAGAUGAACCUAUUCGUCCAGUCAAUAUUCCACGGAAGGAAAAGGAUUUCCAAGGAAUGCUGGAAUACAAGAAGGAGGAUGAGCCAAAACUUGUGAAGAACCUAAUUUUGGAGCUGAAACCACGUGGUGUAGCUGUUAACCUCAUCCCUGGACUGCCAGCCUAUAUUUUAUUUAUGUGUGUCCGCCAUGCUGAUUAUCUGAAUGAUGAUCAGAAAGUGCGAUCCUUGCUGACGUCGACUAUCAAUGGAAUUAAGAAGGUGUUAAAGAAAAGAGGAGAUGACUUUGAAACUGCUUCGUUUUGGUUGUCUAAUACAUGUAGAUUCCUGCAUUGCCUAAAACAGUACAGUGGAGAAGAGGCAUUUAUGAAGCAUAAUACACCUCGUCAGAAUGAGCAUUGUCUCACAAAUUUCGACCUUGCUGAGUACCGGCAAGUUCUAAGUGAUUUAGCAAUUCAGAUCUACCAGCAGCUGGUCCGAGUAUUGGAGAACCUCCUUCAGCCUAUGAUAGUCCCAGCUAUGUUAGAGCAUGAAACGAUUCAGGGAGUGUCAGGGGUGAAGCCUCCUGGUUUGCGGAAGAGAACCUCUAGUGUUGCAGAUGAAGGAACCUACACACUGGACUCAAUCAUCCGUCAGCUCAACACUUUCCAUUCCAUCCAGUGCCAGCAUGGCAUGGAUCCCGAGCUGAUAAAGCAAGUCGUCAAGCAACUGUUCUACAUUGUUGGUGCUGUAACUCUCAACAACCUGCUGCUGCGCAAGGACAUGUGUUCUUGGAGUAAGGGAAUGCAGAUCAGGUACAAUGUAAGUCAGUUAGAGGAAUGGCUGAGGGAUAAGAAUUUGAUGAAUAGUGGUGCCAAAGAAACUCUGGAACCUUUGAUCCAAGCUGCUCAGCUGCUGCAAGUUAAGAAGAAAACUGAUGAAGAUGCAGAGGCCAUUUGCUCAAUGUGUACUGCUCUCACCACAGCCCAGAUCGUAAAAGUACUGAAUCUCUACACUCCAGUUAAUGAGUUUGAAGAACGGGUAUCCAUAGGAUUUAUUCGGACAAUACAGAUACGAUUGCGUGAUAGAAAGGACUCUCCACAGCUGCUGAUGGAUGCCAAACAUAUCUUCCCUGUCACUUUCCCCUUCAAUCCAUCUUCUGUUGCACUGGAAACCAUUCAGAUCCCAAGCAGCCUUGGCCUAGGAUUUCUUACACGUGUCUGAGUAGAAGAGAAAGCUCUUGAAAAGUCUGCGUGUAUGCUGUUAAGGAGGAAAAGUAAAACAUUAUUUUGAGGUUUCAAUCUUUCAGAGCACACAAGCCACUGAUGUCAUUCCAAAUACUACUACAAAAUGUGCACCUUGCAGUUGCUACACAUUUUCAGUUGUCUACAUUUGUUUGAGACUGUAGGAAAGUUGUGUAGGUGCAUUGGGAAUGGAUUGUUUCAGGAAACAGUAAUGACCACAAACGUGACAUUUUAGAGAUGGUGUGUGUGUGUGUGUGUGUGUGUGUGUGUGUGUGUGUGUGUGUGUGUGUGUGUGUGUGUAGGGACUGAUGAAAGUGAAUAUGUGUAUAUCCCAAGAAGUACCAUUUAACUGACUUUAGUUAUCUAAAAAUACUGAGAUGUAAGAUACGGUUUUAGACUGUGUUACAUCUAGUCAUUAAUAGUGUCUGGUCCAGCUAUAUCUGACACUGGAUCGAUAGAUGUAUAUUAGAAUACAGAGAAGCAGCACAAAGCUGGUGUUAUGUAGACAAGUAGGGAUCUGGUAUUCUAUAAGUGAUUUAAAAAAAAAACUGGAAUAGAAACAUGUCAGCCGGCAAUAUAUGGAAUAAUUUGUCAGGUAACUUUAUUUAUGUCAUGGAAUAUAAGUUAUGUAGAGUAAUAGUUUGUUGUGUGUACAGUAAACAUUAUUUUGUUAGUACAGUGAUUUAUACUCUGCCUGCUGCAACUGCUGCUUGUUGUGUCUCUGAAAUACAGUAGAACCUCCUGUUUAGGCACUACAGUGGAAUGUUAAGACUUUGUACCCCAAGUGUCAUAUUUUUGUUUACAGCCUGGGUACUGUUUUAAUUAAUUUAUGCAAACGUCACAACAUAUCUCAGUCUGAGAGGAAGAGGUGCACUAAUGCAAAAAAAAAAAAAAAUUAGAAAAAAUUGUAUGAUUAUCAUAAUUCCUUAAACUAGAUACAUAAAAGCAUUGUAUUUUUAUUGUUCAUGGACUGAACAAGAAGUGGGUAUGGUUUGUUUCAGUAUU